Messenger RNA from Exophiala dermatitidis NIH/UT8656, 3338 nucleotides. RefSeq names its product retrograde regulation protein 2. The transcript is spliced from 5 exons. Gene Ontology annotation, cellular component: membrane. The coding region runs from base 342 to 1883 and encodes 513 amino acids. Gene Ontology annotation, molecular function: transmembrane transporter activity. Lineage: Eukaryota; Fungi; Ascomycota; Eurotiomycetes; Chaetothyriales; Herpotrichiellaceae. The record is from RefSeq and is a predicted model, not a curated record. Gene Ontology annotation, biological process: transmembrane transport.
UCCCCACUUACUACUACCUGGUGUGCAUGAUGUAUUUGCCUGGCCAAAGAGCGAGAGAUAAGGAUAUUUCUUUCGAUAAAUCUCUUCUCACCCCGGCACCUGUCGGCUGAUAAAGCGGCUAUAUGUAUUUAUCGACCUGGCGGCAACUAUGCAUCGAGUCCGAAAUGCCGAUAAAAAUUAAAGUUCGAAGCGUGGAAUGACAUCAACCGCCCAAAUUGACAUCUGCGUGGCACCCCUCGCGUCUGUUUCGGUUCAAGUUCGCAAAACAAACACUAAAGUGUGCUUCAAGUUGCUGGUCGUCUUUUGACGGCACUGCAAACUGAUAUUCUAGGGCGUGCGCCAUGGCCUCCAGCUUUGACUCCAGUCCUGCUCAACGCAUGGAUGUGUCGAUCGACGACAGCAACGAAAAGCGCGGCGAGGCACAUCGGGAAGCGUCAUCGGCAAUCGACAUUAUACCGGCCUCGCAGAAGGAUAUUGAGAGGCUGCCCGAGAUUGACCAUGCUGCUGAAGCCCGCCUCAUUCGCAAGCUUGACCUAUACAUCAUCCCUCCGACUAUGUUAUUGUAUUUGUUCUCGUUUCUCGAUCGAGUCAACGUGGGCAAUGCAAGGCUGUAUGGGAUGGAGGAGGAUUUGGGUCUUCAUGGCUCCCAGUAUCAGACCGCUGUGAGCUUGUUGUUCGUAACAUAUGUGCUUGCCGAGACGCCCAGCAACCUUGUGCUCAAGAAAUUACGGCCUUCGCGGUUCAUUGCUUUCAUCACAACCAGCUGGGGCAUCAUAGCGACGUUGACCGGCCUGGUGCAGAGUUAUGGAGGACUGAUUGUGUGCCGCCUCCUUCUUGGUGCCGUUGAAGCAGGCCUCUUUCCAGGCAUGACGAUAUACCUCACGUUCUUCUAUACCAAAAGGGAGCUCGCUCUUCGAAUAGGUUAUCUUUUCGUGUCAGCAGCAUUGGCCGGAAGUGUUGGCGGCCUCCUCGCCUAUGGCAUCGGUUUUAUGGACGGCCUGGAUGGACAGAGAGGAUGGCGAUGGAUCAUGAUCAUUGAGGGCUUGCCCAGUUUCGUCCUGGGGAUCGCAAUCUACUUUUGGCUCGCCGACGCUCCCGAGACGGCAUACUACCUCAACCAAGAAGAAAGGGAGUUGAUGGUGAUCCGAAAACGUCGCCAGAUAGGCCACACGUCGUCGGCCGACUUGUUGCACAAAGACGACGUCUUCAGGGCCUUCAAGGACUGGAAGGUGUGGAUGUUCGCUGUUGCCCAAUUUGGCGUCGAUACCAUGCUCUACGGCUACUCUACCUUUCUUCCCACCAUCAUCAAGGGGCUGGGUAAAUGGUCAACAGCGGAAACACAAGCACUUACUGUCCCAUGCUAUGCCAUCGGCGCCAUCACGUACAUUCUCGUAGCCCGUCUCUCUGACAGACUCCAGCAACGUGCGCUAGCCGCAGUGUCCUUUUCCAUUGUCAGCAUCAUUGGGUAUAUCAUCCUCAUGACGCCGGUCAGUCAGGGUGUGCGAUAUUUCGCUUGCUGCUUAGUCGCCAUGGGCUUGUACGUGGCUGUUGGUAUUCCGUUGGCAUGGUUGCCGUCGAAUCUACCUCGUUAUGGUAAGCGUACCACAGCGUCAGGGCUCCAAUUGACCGUCGGCAACGCUGCUGGAAUCUCGGCACCGUUUCUCUACCCGACGAGCGAUGCGCCUCGGUACAUACGCGGUCAUGCAGUUUCGUUAGCCAUGGUUGCAAUGGCAGCAGUGAUAUAUACAAUUAUGUCAAUUUAUUUUGUUACUCGCAACAAGCAUCGCCGCACUGGUGGGGAGGAAUCAAACAUAGCAGGGAAAUCGGAGGAAGAGAUUGCGGAAAUGGGUGACGAAAAUCCACGAUUCGUCUUUACCCACUGAUGACUGAGCGGGAAUGCCCUGCUUCCAGUUGGGACGAUUGCAACAGAUCCUGUAUCUCGAUGGGGUGAAUGAGAAAGAAUCAGCCUUGGGUUCACGGACAGAUACCAAGACGGAUCCGUUAGAACGACGCCUUGCCCAGGCAUCGCCACACACAUGGAUGCUGUUCAUCACAUCUCAAAGACCGAGGGUUGACAAAGGGACCCUGUUGGACGCUGCCAUCUCCUGUGAUAACCUGUGGCACCGAGGCAGUCAAUCAAGGGUCAGAUGAGCUUUGUUUGCGUUCAUUUGUCUUUGUCAUUGUCCUGUCCAACACGAAUGCUCUGCUCGAAGGCACGGCUGCCACUGGCCAAUGAUGGGCACCAUGUCGACGCCUCACCUCUGCCUGAGUGACAUGUCAUCACAUUACCAGUGAGCCCACGACACUCUUUGACUCACUAUUGGCCGCUUCAGAAGCCAAGGUGUGCUCAGUCAGCAGAGGGAUUUUGUGUAUGAUGCAUUUUGGGUCAUGUAUUGGUGCCUGGACUGCCUUCCUUCGUAGUGGUCACCCAUAACUUCACGUUGAAAUCAGCCUCGAGCAUGAAUACCCUGCUCGGACUGCCUGAGGCUCUCGUAGCAGACUUUGGAGCCCGUCUCAAUAGGUGAACCUGGCAGAGGCGAAGAAUCGGGCAACUUUUCUAAUGCCAUUACCCUUUCAGCUUGAUCGGUGUGGAUGCAUUCGUUCAGCGAUGUUUUGGCCCCAGCCAUCUCACGGUCUAUUCAAUCAACUUGUUCUCAGGGAUGUACACGACUGCGAGCAGUUCCCAGCACGGGCUCGCUUCAUUGAGGAAUCAUUGGUGGAGGUGUCCGCGAGCAGGAUCGGUCGGAUUAUCACCGCUUAGAGAAGAAGAGAUUGGUUGGCAGGAAUGAUCUUGAAUCCCAGUUGGCCGUAGAAGAUCGAGGAUGGAGCAGGAAACCAUAGGGUGGCGAGCUCUGCUUCUUGGUCGCCGUGAUCAAAUAGGGGGCCGGGAACAAAUCCUGCGACAACAGAUCACACUGUCUCCCGUGAUUCGCACUGCCUGCAAAUCAAAUGCGUCUGCUCUCGGGCGCCUAAGCUAGACUGGCACCUCUGGUACUGGCUGUGCGGCACUUUCGGGCGUCUGCGAGGCAGAGAUUGGGCACAUUCCAUCGCAGGGGCCUAGGCCCCUGGGUAAGAUCGAAGAUUGAACGGAGCGAGCAACGCCAACAGCCAACACGAGGCAUUGCGUGUCGGAGAGGAAGGCAACCUGGACCGGGUUUGUGGGCACAGUUGAAGGACAAAGCAUGCCACAAACGACGCGUGCUUCAGCUUGCCAGGCAAAAGUUGCCCCCAGAAAGGGGGCCCAGGAGGGCGAGACCCCCUAACUAACCACUCCUACAAUGUACAGUGGGACUUCCAACGGCAUCCAUGCCCACCCAAAAGAUCGCUGCUAUACCUCA